AUGGUAGCAUCUGUGGCGAAAACGCCAACCUACGCGGAGCGUGCAAAGAAAGCGCAAAGCAUCAAAGCCCCAACCUCCAUUCGCCCCUCCACGUCCGUUUCGUCGCCUAUACAACCAACUACGCCACAAGUAUCUACUACGCCCAAAUCACACUCAAAAUCAUCAGGUGUCGAUGUACCUGUAGCUGCAGGACCAAGUUCAAGCUUAACUUCCCAGGACACCGGUGUCGCCAACGCGAAUACCGUCAAUGGCCAUGUUUCCACCACCGCCAGCAGUACGAGCGCAUCGUCACCGAAUAUGGGCGCCCAGACACCGCUCAAUGAUCUAGCUUCAACAACGCCAGCGACAACUAAAGUUCCUGUAGACAACGUGUGGAAUCGUCGUAAGGAACAAAUGGUAUCAAGAACAACUGCCACAUCUACAUCAUCAUCGUCAACUCAGCAGGUAGCUGCGAUGCCUUCAUCUUCAGAGGUCGUUGUUGAAGACCCAUUUGUUGUACAAAUACCCCCUCGACCUGGCCCGCCCUUAGUUCAUGACUCUGAGAGCUGGCCCGAGGUUGGAAAGUCUACGUUUCCGGCCGACUCUAAGGAGGGUUCGACUAUCUGGAAAGAACAGGAGCCUACACUGAGAAAGGGUGAGAAGCAGAAGUGGGUGCCCAUACCUGCCGCAGAACUUCAAGCAGCUGCCGACGCACAGAAUCAAAACCACAAGUCUUCUUCAUCAAAACAACAUUCGCGGGCGCAUUCUCGAGCGCAAUCCCAGAAAGGUACCAACCCUACGCGGAGCAAUAAUCCUAACACUUCCACCGCCCAGCCUGGAUCACAGAACGCGUCGCGGGCUGCAUCUCAAGCCCAUAGUCGAAUUCAGUCUACGACACAUUCUCGGAUCGCAAGUCGUUCUACCAGCGCGCAAUCGAGUCCUAGACUAUCGAGAGGCGGUAGAAAACUGGAGGACGAUUCAUUUAGUUUGAUAACCAACAAUGUUGAUAUCAACGUCAGCAAUCUCAAUGGUUCGCCGUAUGCUCCUCCCCGCAAUAUCAACCCUCCUACCCAACUUCCCACUCAGCCUGUAACAUAUGUCGAUACGACGUCUAGUGACCCCCCAGUGUCCUAUUCUGUCCCCCUGUAUGGCCCUGUCCCCAUUUCUGGUUCCCCUUACUACGCUCUUCCUCAACAGUCUCACGACCAUGGUUCUAUACCACCCCUUCCUAUCCAGCAAACAUCUAGCCAGCAAGGCUCCACACAGGGAUCUUACAGCGCUUCUCCUUUAUCCGCUCCAUAUGUUUUGCCUCCUGGUGGACCUAAUGGAUAUCCACCAUCAAACGUUGUUUCGACUCACGGACAUAGUCCCAUUUCUAUCCCCCCAUCACAACCACUUUCUGCUUACCCUCCUGGCCCGACGGGAUACCUACACGUGUAUCCCCCUCAUAUGUACGGCGGAAUGCCAGAAUAUGCCCAUGGGCAGGCCGCUAGUUAUUCCCAUUGGAACGGAAAUAGUCACGGAUUCCCCUCACAUCCCUCUGCAGCCCAGAGUCCUUAUCCUCCAAAUGCACAUCUGCUUGCGUAUCCUCAACCUCUUUCCCAUCAGCCCUCCAUUGGAGCUCCCUCUCACCAACGAAAGUCAGUAAGCCCUUCAGAGGAACAACAGCAACAAUUACAACUACCCCCGCCCACAAUGAUCGAUCAUCCCCCACCGCCUGAAGAGUCAAAACCCGUUGCUGGAUACAGGGAAAUUGGCUCGUUCAAUAGUAGUCCCCACCUGAAUGGUACUGCCAAUGGUAACGGCUCAUCCAUAAAACCAGGCUCCGUCGUGUUUGGUAGUAUAGGGGUGGAGGUCACUAGCAGCCCUCCCGAUCUCGAUGGGUUGAUCAACCGAGAAAUAGCCGGCCAGCAAGCUGAUAUCGAAUCCUUGCCCAAAGCGUUUACUGCGUUCUCUAUUGGACUUACACCCGAUGAGCCAAAACCUCCGCGGAUACGCUCACGAACGAGUUCGGCGAAGCCCUUAGCUAAAACGGACUCAACCAAUGGGGAUCUCAAGGAUAUCCCGACCGUCGUGGCGGACUCGGCAUCGCCAAAUCGUGCAGGGAAUCAAGAGGUCAACGACGGUCAAAAUCGAAGCCGCCCCGUGGAUUUGAGUGGUGCAGAGAAGAAAUGGCAGUUCGGUAGCACCGAUGUGAAUGCCACCUUAGAACGACCAGAAAUCAUCACUUCAAAUUUGGACGGUACACACUUCGUCCACCCAAGUUCUGCCACUGCGGAAGUAGGUGAGCCUUUGGGCGUAAUGGACAUCAGCGAUUCCGAGCAACUGCCGCCCCUUCCUCUGGACCUGCAACCUACACCACAUAUGGUCGGAAAUGAGCGACCUGUUCAGGCACUUGCUCCUCAAUCAUUGGGCGACGAGUUUGCCAUUAGAGACUUCAGGUAUGGUUCCGGUCUGGAAAGCGGCCCUGGGUAUGGGAUGGGAGUCCUUCAAGGGGAGCAACUACCCCAGGAUGGACGUCGCGAACCAGACAUGAUGAGGGAUCAAGAGAUUCGCGAGGAUGGGCGGAGAUGGAGGGAUGAAUUCGACUACGAUAGGGGUGGAAGAGGUGGCCCAGGGAGAGAUAGAGAUAGAGAUGGGGAUGCCGGUGGGAUGAUGGGGCGACCUCGGAGGGGUUCUUAUGGUGGUUAUGGAUAUGAACGUGGCGGGUAUGGCGGGCGGAGAGGCAGAGCUGGGGGACCUGGCGGAUACGGCAGGUCCAUGCAUCGACCUCGUGCUUCAUUCCAUGCUCCUCCACAACCGCGGCAGCCACCGUUUACUGUGACUCCUCCACAACAACAAUUUCGGCCGCUAAUGCAGUACAACGAUCCUAAUAUAACAAAUGGAUACUACCUCCCCGCGCAAAGUCCCACUUCGCACCAUCAAGGCAUGGCGACGUAUUUGCCCAUACAUACCCACGCCCAGGUUGGCUACGAGGCCUAUGCACCUAUCCCUCAGCACCUUCCGGCGGCAAGCGGUCAAAUAACCGGCCCCCCCGUUCCUGUACCGUUGUAUGUGAACUAUCACUUGGAUUCAACACGAUAUCUCCUCUUGAGUCAACUGGAGUAUUACUUGAGCCCGCAAAAUAUGGCACAAGAUCUCUAUUUGCGGCAAAACAUGGAUUCCAAAGGCUGGAUAUCCAUCCACCUGAUUGCGUCCUUCAAACGAGUUACGGCAUUAACUCACGAAUUCCAACUCGUGAAGGAGGUACUCUCUCUAUCUUCCGUGGUUCAAGUGAAUAACGACUGGGUUCGAAUGGACGGUUGGGAACGGUUUGUCUUGCCUGAUGCGAAGCCGAGCGUUGUAGAGGCUGAGACUGCGGAAUUACCAUCCUUACAACCCAACGAGCUUGACCACCAGGAAGAUGACGAGGACGAGGACGAAGAAGACGUUGUUUUUGUUCUGGAUGAUGAAACCCAACGAUGGUCGCCGGACCGUAAGCGAGCCUAA
Molecule: messenger RNA, 3468 nt
Organism: Pleurotus ostreatus (oyster mushroom)
Lineage: Eukaryota; Fungi; Basidiomycota; Agaricomycetes; Agaricales; Pleurotaceae
Exons: 3
Coding region: 1-3468 (1155 amino acids)
Biological process (GO): positive regulation of translation
Cellular component (GO): cytosol; cytoplasmic stress granule
Molecular function (GO): RNA binding
Source: RefSeq, a predicted model, not a curated record